Zea mays is the source of this 2242-nucleotide messenger RNA. Its product is annotated as mitochondrial chaperonin-60. NCBI's taxonomy places the organism in Eukaryota, Viridiplantae, Streptophyta, Magnoliopsida, Poales, Poaceae. Gene Ontology annotation, biological process: protein refolding. Gene Ontology annotation, molecular function: ATP binding; ATP-dependent protein folding chaperone. The record is from RefSeq and is marked validated.
GCACCCUCCAGUUCGUCUCCCCAGCGCUGUCUCUAAAAUCCACUCGUCCACCACCUCCUCGGCGCUUCGCAUCCUUCCCCCCUCCGCAAGAAAGAAGCGAAGCAACUCUCCGCCGUCUCCGUUUCUCCACACCACCCAAAGCUCUCUCCGACCACAACCUCGCCCCCAGCGCCUCCUUCCGCAGUCAUGUACCGCGCGGCCGCUAGCCUCGCCUCCAAGGCGCGGCAAGCCGGGAACAGCCUCGCCACCCGCCAGGUUGGAAGCAGGCUUGCCUGGAGCAGGAACUAUGCUGCGAAGGACAUCAAGUUUGGUGUUGAGGCCCGUGCUCUGAUGUUGAGGGGUGUUGAGGAGUUGGCAGAUGCUGUCAAAGUGACAAUGGGACCUAAGGGGCGCAAUGUGGUUAUUGAGCAAAGCUUUGGUGCACCGAAAGUCACAAAGGAUGGUGUGACUGUAGCAAAGAGCAUUGAAUUUAAGGAUAGAGUAAAGAAUGUUGGUGCAAGCCUUGUGAAACAGGUUGCUAAUGCAACUAAUGACACUGCUGGCGAUGGUACCACAUGUGCCACUGUUUUGACAAAAGCAAUAUUUACUGAGGGGUGCAAAUCUGUUGCGGCUGGAAUGAAUGCAAUGGAUUUAAGGCGCGGAAUCUCAAUGGCUGUUGACGCUGUUGUGACCAAUCUGAAAGGCAUGGCCAGAAUGAUCAGCACUUCAGAAGAAAUUGCACAGGUGGGUACAAUAUCAGCAAAUGGGGAAAGGGAAAUUGGUGAGCUUAUUGCCAAGGCUAUGGAGAAGGUUGGCAAAGAGGGUGUCAUCACUAUUGCGGACGGUAACACCCUUUAUAAUGAGCUUGAAGUUGUGGAGGGUAUGAAACUAGACAGAGGUUACAUCUCUCCGUACUUCAUUACCAACUCAAAAACCCAGAAAUGUGAAUUGGAAGACCCAUUGAUCUUAAUUCAUGACAAGAAGGUUACGAACAUGCAUGCUGUGGUUAAGGUUUUAGAAAUGGCUCUGAAGAAACAAAAGCCUCUACUGAUUGUUGCAGAAGAUGUGGAAAGUGAAGCAUUGGGCACUUUGAUUAUUAACAAGCUUCGUGCAGGCAUCAAGGUCUGUGCUGUCAAAGCUCCUGGUUUUGGGGAAAACAGGAAGGCAAACUUACAGGACCUUGCAAUCCUUACUGGAGGAGAGGUAAUAACUGAAGAACUAGGAAUGAACCUUGAGAAUUUUGAGCCUCACAUGCUGGGUACAUGCAAAAAGGUGACUGUCUCUAAGGAUGACACUGUUAUUCUUGAUGGAGCCGGAGACAAGAAGUCCAUUGAAGAGAGGGCAGAGCAGAUUAGAUCAGCAAUUGAGAAUAGCACUUCAGAUUAUGAUAAGGAAAAGCUCCAGGAGCGGUUGGCAAAACUCUCUGGAGGUGUUGCUGUUCUGAAGAUUGGGGGAGCUAGCGAAGCAGAAGUUGGUGAGAAGAAGGAUAGAGUGACAGAUGCACUGAAUGCUACUAAAGCUGCUGUUGAAGAGGGUAUUGUACCAGGUGGUGGUGUUGCUCUUCUCUAUGCAUCGAAGGAGCUUGAUAAAUUGCAGACAGCGAACUUCGAUCAGAAGAUUGGUGUGCAAAUCAUUCAGAAUGCUUUGAAGACACCUGUACACACAAUUGCCUCCAAUGCUGGGGUGGAGGGAGCAGUAGUUGUAGGAAAGCUUUUGGAGCAAGAAAAUACUGACCUGGGUUAUGAUGCUGCUAAAGGUGAAUAUGUUGACAUGGUGAAGACCGGUAUCAUUGACCCGCUAAAGGUUAUCAGAACUGCUUUGGUGGAUGCUGCUAGUGUGUCGUCCCUGAUGACAACCACGGAAUCCAUAAUUGUAGAGAUUCCCAAGGAAGAGGCACCGGCUCCAGCAAUGGGUGGCGGCAUGGGUGGCAUGGAUUACUAAUGCAUCACACCCACAUACACAUCAAUGCAGGUUUUUUUUUAGCGGUGAAGUUCAUCUUCACUGUUUAGCGGUGCAAGUUCAUCUCUACUGUAUUUUGUUCGAUGAUGAGGUGGUUGUCAGGCGGAUACAGUUUUGAGUCUGCGGACGUAGGACCUCACAAUAGUUCCAAACGGAAUAGUGUGAGAAUAAUAAAUAUGAACAGUAGUUCUUUGAGAUAUGAAGUUGUAGACCAAGAUUGGCUUCCGGGCAUUUUGUGUGGAACCAACUGUAUUCUGAUCGUUACAUUUUUUGGCUGGGGUAAAAUCGGAUUGCCGUUCUGUUU